CUUUCCUUCUCUCUCUCCCUUUUGCUCUGUCUGCCAGGCUAAGUUGGUUUCAGACAGUGCAUCACACACAUACACGUGCCACUCUAUGUCUCUAGUAGCUCUCCACUCAUCUCCUCUCUCUUCCUCUUUCUCCUCACUCACCAUGGAUUCACAUCACUAAAGAGUGGAUUAUUCCUCCUGGUUUUUCCUCUUCACUCCUCUGCGCUUCAUUCGGUGUGUUUGGGUGUCUGUUUCAAGGUGGGAAUGCUCGUGUCUGCGACAGCACUGUUGGGGGCUACGCUGGGUACCGUGUCUGGAGUGUUGACACUGUGUGGUCUCUCGUUGCUGUGCAAGAGCUGUAAGAAGGGGAAAUUUGAAAGAGGGGAUGAGACUGACCCCGAGAAAGCCAAACCCAGUAUCCUGCAUACUCUGACACAGUUCAGUGUGCAGAAGUGCACAGAACCCAUCCAGCCUCAAGCAUCUUUGAAGUUUCCUAAAAUCUACCGCCCCAAACCUUGUGUCACUUCUCAAGAGGUAAACUACAAAGAACAUGGAGCUGCCAAUGACACGUCUGCUGCCGAGCUCGACACCUGUAACCAGGCAACCGAUCGUGAGGAGGUCUUCUCUCUCCAGCGGCAAGCUUCUGCAGAUGAAACGCCCUGCACAUCUGAGCAAACUGGUGCCAUGACGACAAGUAACUCCAUCCUGUAUCCUAAACUACACUUCUCCAUCAGCCUGCACAAAGAAAAUGGAGAGCUACACAUCAGCAUUGUAGAAGCGGAGAAUAUAUCAGUGGAGGCCGGAUGUGAGGGAUAUAUAUCAGGGUGUGUAAGCAUCUCUGAAGAGCAGAAGAACGCUCACACAGCCGUCCACAAGCUAGCAGCACAUGUGCAGUGGGGAGAGGAGCUGGUGUUCGCUCUCCCCAUGGAGGGCACAGAAGACACAGACAGUCUAGAUGGUGAGGUGGCCCUCUCACUUCACUGCUGUGAUCGAUUCUCCCAUAAUUCCACUCUGGGCACGAUGCGCUUUAAGUUGGCUGAUAUCAGCAUGAUGUUGGAUGCUGAUUGCUGGGUUGACUUACAGCCACCUAAACAGCAGGAAGUGGCAUCAUCAUCUGGAGAGCUACUAUUGUCACUCAGUUAUCUGCCAGCGGCCAAUAGACUUGGGGUGGUGGUAAUGAAGGCAAGAGGACUUCAGUCAGACAAACUGAAAGAUAACAUAGAUCUAUCGGUAAAGCUGACCUUGAAACACCAAAAUGCCAAGCUGAAGAAGAAGCAGACGCGGCGAGUGAAGCACAAGAUGAAUCCGGUCUGGAACGAGAUGAUGAUGUUGGAGCUGCCCAGUGAGUUACUGGCUAAAUCCAGCGUUGAAUUGGAGGUACUGAACCUGGCCAGUCCCGGGACCCUGCUCCCCCUGGGCCACUGCAUGCUGGGGCUCCACACCCCUGGGACUGGCCUGCAGCACUGGAAACAGAUGCUAGAUAAUCCACGCAAACAAAUUGCAAUGUGGCAUCCUCUAUACACCUAAGAAUACGGGUUAAUAUUCUGCAAAACAUCACCUAUACGCAAUGUGUGGUUGGAUUUUUAUUACAGUACUCGAUUGCUGUGUAAAAACAUAAUAUUUAAGUAGAUAUAAUGAGUGAACCCAGUUGUUAUCAUUUCUUAAUAUGAAACUAUUUUCUCUGCAGUACUAAUAUUGUUACACAGUAGUUUAGAGUAUUUUAAUGUAAGCAGUGCUGCAUUUACCUUUGUUGUUGUUAAUGUGUCUUCAAAUUACUCAUUGCUAUUUUAAACUGGUCCGGCUUGAAGCCAUCCUCAUCUCCUAACACUUGUCAGAUAUAAAAUAUGACUGAACAGCCCACUCAGUCAAUACCAUAGUGACUGAUGGGAGAGAGAAGCAAACGGCUCAUAUCUGAUAUACUGCAGAGUGUAAAGCCUGGCUGGAUCAGAUCAGGAGAAAGGUUAAACUACUGUAUCUAACCAGGUUUGGCAGAACAGAUGUCCCUCAUAACUCAUCAUAAAUAAAAAAUCACAACAAAUAUUAGGUUAAAACACUCUUUGUCAGAUGAAGCCCUUAUGUAAUCCACAGGCAGUGUUUUUCUGAAAGCAUCAGAUAAUACAGCAUACAGAAGUCAGUCUACUCAGAACACUUAGAAAAACAUUCGAAUAUAAUUCAUUUUUAAGUUUAAUAGCAAACAGUGUGGUUUUCCUGCUAUGAAGGCUUAUGGAUCCUCUUAGUCACACUGUCACAGCUGAAAAGAUGGAGCCCUGCUCACUAACUGUAGAUUGUGGAUAGUACCUUUACAGCAGUAACACACUAAAUAAAUAUACAGGGUCUCAAUAGGGCAGCUUUACUGUUCUCAAGAUGCAUGUAUACAGAAAAAAAAUGUAAAUGUACCACUGUCUUUUAAUUUAAAAAAUGUAAAUAUACUGUAUAUAAACAGCAGGAUAUGUAUACUAUAUACCAUAUGUGUAUUAGCAGGAUGAAGUAUCUCACCAGGUACUGCCAGGCUCCAGGAAAGUUACUAGGGGCAAUUACUUUACCAUCAUUAUACUCUUGAGUGUAAUAGAGGAUGAUGCUCUCUACCAUUAUUGUACUUUUAAACAUUUUAGAUGAAAAAAUUAAACUCAUAGCUGGAAUGAAAAUUACUCAGUUUGGAGACCUAUGAAAGCCUGUUUAAAAAAAAAUAGUAAUAAUUAAAAAAGGUAAUUGCG
Sinocyclocheilus anshuiensis is the source of this 2693-nucleotide messenger RNA. RefSeq names its product synaptotagmin-13-like. Gene Ontology annotation, cellular component: exocytic vesicle; synaptic vesicle membrane; plasma membrane. The transcript is spliced from 6 exons. The record is from RefSeq and is a predicted model, not a curated record. Lineage: Eukaryota; Metazoa; Chordata; Actinopteri; Cypriniformes; Cyprinidae. Bases 244 to 1506 code for a protein of 420 amino acids. Gene Ontology annotation, biological process: synaptic vesicle endocytosis; calcium ion-regulated exocytosis of neurotransmitter. Gene Ontology annotation, molecular function: calcium-dependent phospholipid binding; SNARE binding; calcium ion binding.